This is a messenger RNA of Oikopleura dioica, 975 nucleotides long. The record is from the annotation of a GenBank genome assembly. Lineage: Eukaryota; Metazoa; Chordata; Appendicularia; Copelata; Oikopleuridae.
AUGUCCGAGAACAAAGUUUCUGGUCCCGAAAACGUCUGGCUCAAGCGUGGCCCACUUCGGGUUAAGACCCCGAACGAGCUCGAGGUCGAAGAACCUCGCGGUCGCAAGCGUGACUCUCGAGGAGCCAAAUGCGAUGGUAAGUUCGAGAAGUACCAGAAAGAGUUUCCUUCACUCUCUCUCGGUGAUUCUGGUUUUCGCCUCAAGAAAGCCAGCAAGCCUGCCAAAGAACUCGAUAAUCGAAAGAUCGCAAAGGAAAACGCUUCCAUCACUGAUUCGGACACUGCCGAAGACUCGAAGGAAGAUCGAAUGUCCCAAGACGGAGAGUCCCAGAAAUCCGUCUCCUCUUGCAAUGACUCCACUGCGUCAAUGGAAUUCGUUUAUGAAACCAGCAAUGCUGUAGCCGGUGCUUCGGACAAAGACGAUGCUCCAGCACCGCAACGACGACGAGCUGCUUCUCCUGAUCUUGAUGAGGACCUCGACUGGGAUUUGGAAUCCCUCCCUGAUCCCGAACCUCAAGCCCAGCCGCCAAGGAAGAAGAAGAAGAAAGUUAUCGCUGGGAAUUACCAGAGAUACAAGGGCCAGGGCAAGCGGGUUUACCCCGUCGAGAUCGAAACCGAUCCUCGAACUCUCGAACGCCGAGAGCAACAAAUCGAGUACGGAAAAGUGCUCAAUGAUUACAUGGAAUACAUUGAAGCUGUUCCCAAGUCAGAGCGAGUCAAGGGACAGCCUGUUACACCAAGAAAAGAUCAGGUGAUCUCUCGUCGAAAUUUCGACAAUCAGAUCCGAAAAUGGAAGCGACAGAUUCACUUUUGGCGUGACAUUGAAAAGUGCAUCGAGAUCAAGGAUUCAAGAUACGAAUCUCGAGGCGCGUCUAAGAAAGAGUCCCCAAAAGACUCCCCAAAGAAGGAAUCGCCUCAGAAACUCAAACUUUGCGAUGAACCACCGCAGCCAACCGAGAAUCCAGAGCAACUCUGA